AUGUCUGAAACACUUGAGAAAGACAAGAAACUUGGUCAGGAGGAAGAUGAAGUGGAAGAGGAGUAUGUAUUGCUGGAGUUGGACGAUUGUCUUUACUCAGACAUAUCACCAGGUGCUCCGUUUGUACUCUCUGGUUUGGAUACACUAACGCCUACCUUGACAGUAGGCAAUGGUCUGAAGAUGAUUGGAGAAUACGAGGAAACUGUUGGCACAUGUUAUCUAUUCUCUGAAAGUGAAGCUCAACCAAAACCUCUUAGUAAUGAGACGCCAUCUUCUGAAGAAAAUACAGGCAACCCAACCAGCAGUGGUAAGGAAGGUCCCUCAAAGGAGGUGAAUCAUCUUGCAAGCGUUCAAAAGAUCCUCAAAUUCCGGCCAGUCAACGCAGAGCGUCCGAAGCAUUUAGCGUAUCAGCACAAGGACAAGGAAAUUUGA
Molecule: messenger RNA, 432 nt
Organism: Miscanthus lutarioriparius
Lineage: Eukaryota; Viridiplantae; Streptophyta; Magnoliopsida; Poales; Poaceae
Source: the annotation of a GenBank genome assembly